AUGAUGAACUCAAACCCACAAAAUAAGCUGCAGAAAGAUCGUAAUCAAAAGAUUCUUCUUGAACUCGCCAGUUUACCUGGAAAUAACAUAUGCGCUGAUUGUAAAACGAGAAUGCCACGAUGGGCAUCUCACAGUCUAGGAAUAUUUAUUUGCGUGAAUUGUGCAAGCAUUCACAGAAAGAUCGGGACACAUAUUACCAAAGUGAAGAGCUUGACGAUGGAUGAUUGGACGAAGGAUCAAAUUGAAUUCAUGAAGUCGAUGGGAAAUGUAAAGUCGAAUAGCAUUUACAACCCUAACGAGCUACGCCACCCACCGCCACCGAAUCUCGAAGAGACUGAGAGGGAUAGUGAGAUUGAGCAGUAUAUCCGAGCGAAGUAUGAGUACAGAAAAUUCAUUGACAAGUCCGCUUUGGUCGCUUCCAAACUUGGCCCUUCGCGAUCUGCUGCCAGUGUGGCACCCCGAUCUGUCUCGUCGCCUUUGUCAAGUUCCACACAGGCAUCUCCUCCAUCACAGCCAGCGCCACCUCCGAGCGCGCCUCCGCGACCGCUUGUCACAGCGACCGACGCGGCAGCGACAUCUUUGGCUCCACGUCUCGCUUCCGGUUCAAAUCAAGCCUCUGAAUACCCUGCCCCUACCUCGUACUAUGCGCAAAACCAAAGAUCCAUGUCGCAUCCUGUUCCGGUUACCCAAGCACAACAUCUACAACAGGCGCAACGACAGAAUACCAUAGGUGGAGUCAGUUCAAUAUGGGAUGAUCUCAAUUCCAUUGCUGGUCCGGUCCAAAAUUCGACUUUACCUUUACAGUAUCAAUCGAGCCCUAGUUUCUCCAGUGCACCGAAACCCCACGUAAAUGGUGCAAUAGGUGCACAAGGAUACCCAGUGGGCGUCACGUCGGCAGGAAUGGGCAUGAAUCCAUUCCAAAGCCAGCAGAUCGGCACGAACCCUUAUUCACAACAGCAAUCUCAAUCUCCGUUUGCCCCGGCUCAGAUGUCGUCGCCUUUUUCACAGACGACCACAGGAACAUCACCGGCUGCUCCGUCCUACGCUCAAUUCCAGGCUUCGAGUAACCCGAUGUUGAGUCAGUCGACGUCUGGCACUUUCAUGCAACCACAGGCACAGGCGACGCUGCAGAUACAAAGUCCUGUGGGACAGAGCUACCUAUCUGCGUCUCCCAGUCAGGGGUUCAUGACUCCAAGCGUCAGCCAGCCACAAUUUCUCUCACAUAGCCCCAGUCAACCAUUUUUGUCUCCCAGUCCAAGUCAGCAAUUCCUUUCCCAUAGCCCACAACCCCAAGUGCAGCAGCAGCCACCGACUCAAGGGCAGUUCGGGUAUCAGAGCCCCAUGUCGGCGUCGUCGGCUCAGUUUGGCGCGAUGGGCGCGUCGGACUCUGGCCAGAGUCAAUUUUUGGGAAUGACGACUAUGCAGAUGCAGCAGCAGCUUCUCUUGCAGCAGCAGCAACAACAACAAAUGCAGCAGCAGAUGCAACAGCAACAAAUGCAGCAGCAGAUGCAAACGCAGCAGCAGCAACAGCUUGCACAACAGGGCAUGUUUACGGCCAGUCAGCCGCAGAUGAUGUACGGCCAGAUGUUUCCUCAAAGUGGCAGCUAUUCUGCGGGGACCCAACAGCAAUGGGGAGCCAUGUGA
Molecule: messenger RNA, 1644 nt
Organism: Psilocybe cubensis
Lineage: Eukaryota; Fungi; Basidiomycota; Agaricomycetes; Agaricales; Agrocybaceae
Exons: 6
Coding region: 1-1644 (547 amino acids)
Biological process (GO): endocytosis; endoplasmic reticulum to Golgi vesicle-mediated transport; intra-Golgi vesicle-mediated transport
Cellular component (GO): Golgi apparatus
Molecular function (GO): GTPase activator activity
Source: RefSeq, a predicted model, not a curated record